GAAAACUCAACAUCCUGCCUGCCAGCGCUAGAGAUCGAUGGAGGUGCCACAUGCUGAUGCAGCCCUGCUCGUCCUCUUGGCGUCCAUCCUCCUCCUGAUGGCUCGCCGUCGCUUCGGGUUGGGCAAUGCGGCGGCGAGGGCCAGAGAAGAGGCGCUGAACAAGCUGCCCUCUCCCGGCUGGCGGCUCCCCGUGAUCGGCCACCUGCACCAGGUUGGCCCCCUCCCGCACGUCUCUCUCCGCCACCUCGCCGCGGAGCACGGCCGUGACGGCCUCAUGCUGGUCCGCCUCGGCGCCGUCCCGACGCUCGUCGUUUCGACGCCGGCUGCGGCGCAGGCAGUGCUGCGCACGCACGACCACGUGUUCGCGUCCAGACCCCACUCCCCCGUCGCCCACAUCCUCUUCUAUGGUUCCGCGGACGUCGUCUUCGCUCCCUACGGCCACCACUGGCGCCAGGUCAAGAAGAUUUCCACCACCCACCUGCUCACCGCCAGGAAGGUCCACUCUUACCGCCACGCGCGCCAGCAUGAGGUGAACCUGGUCCUGGCCAAGGUCCGCGACGCCAUGCGCGCAGGCGUUGCCCUAGACAUGAGCGAGCUGCUCAACGCCUUCGUCUUCGACAUCGUGUGCCACGCCGUGGCAGGCAAUUCUUUCAGGGAGCGAGGACUCAACAAGCACUUCCGGGAGCUGGUGGAGGCCAACGCCUCGCUCAUCGGCGGCUUCAACCUGGAGGACCACUUCCCGGCACUGGUGAAGCUGGAAAUCUUCAGAAAAAUUGUUUGCGCCAAGGCCCGGAGAGUAAACAACAAGUGGGACGACUUGCUCGAUAGGCUCAUCGAUGAACAUGCGACCCCGCCGGCGUUGGACGAGGACAGGGACUUCAUCCACGUCUUGCUUUCUGUUCAGCAAGAGUACAACCUCACAAGAGACCAUAUCAAAGCUCAGUUGCUGAUCAUGUUUGAAGCUGGCACGGACACAUCAACCAUAGUACUGGAAUACGCCAUGGUUCGGCUAAUGCAGAACCCCCGCGUCAUGGCCAUGCUACAAGCCGAGGUGAGGAGCACCAUACCCAAGGGGAAAGACACCGUCACCCAAGACGAUCUCCACGGUCUGCCCUACCUAAAGGCAGUGAUCAAGGAGACACUCCGGCUUCACAUGCCGGGGCCGCUCAUGGUGCCCCAUCUCUCCAUGGACGAAUGCAUCAUAAACGGCUACACGAUACCAUCGGGGACGCGCACUUUCAUCAACACCUAUGCUAUCCAGAGGGAUCCUAGCAACUGGGAGAGCCCAGAGGAGUUCAUGCCUGAGCGGUUCAUGGAAGGCGGCAGCGCUGCCGCCAUGGACUAUAAGGGGAAUGAUUUCCAAUACUUUCCGUUUGGGUCCGGGCGCAGGAUAUGUCCCGGUAUCAACUUCGCGACUGCGACCAUUCAACUCAUGCUAACAAAUCUCAUGUACCACUUCGACUGGAAGCUACCACCAGAAUCAGAGGAAGAGGGCAUAAAUAUGACCGAAACAUUUGGGCUCACAGUGCACCGCAAAGAGAAGCUCCUACUUGUCCCUCUAGUGCCACAAAAUUGACAGAAUGGUCCACGCACUAUGUUUUUUACACCAGAUUGAAGACCCCACUCUCUACUACCUAGAACAAUAAAUUCGUGCAUGUGAUUUUUGAACUUCUUGUUAAUCACAAGUGAAGUAUUGAUUGUUGAAUAAAAAGUAAUUACCAUGAUAACGUAGCACAAUAUACAACAAACGCUGCCUCUCCACCAAGGGCGACACACGGAGCCCCUAGUUAGACCCCUACCGCCCCUCCCAUCCGGUUGCCCUAUAUUUGGACGCUGCUGAGUCCAGUACCGGCGGCGGCAGGGCCCCUUCCCGGCAGUGAUCUCUUCCUUUCUGUUCAUGGCAGUGGCUGGCUUGGCGGCCUGGUGCAGCAAGGACCCAAUGCCGGCUCUUCACAUCAUUAGUGGUAGAGGGAGGUGCUUUAAUUGGGAUGCCGCCAUCCGCCGGCGGUGAUUUGGAGAUCUAAUCUCAUCCGGCGAUGUGGGCCUUCGUGGGCGGCAUGUUCAGGUUAUGAGGAAGCGUAGAACCCUUUGUCCUGGGCCAUAUAUUUAUAUGGCCAAUGCCUUGAUGUACAAGUCGAGAUCCUCUCAGGAGGUUACAGAAGAUAAGGGAGAGAAGAAGAGAUAGACAGGGAUACAAGUUAAACCACUUCCCUAUCCCUAUACAAUUUGUAUUCUAACACUCCCCCUCAAUCUAAACCCUAUUUGCCAA
Hordeum vulgare subsp. vulgare (domesticated barley) is the source of this 2269-nucleotide messenger RNA. Its product is annotated as indole-2-monooxygenase-like. The transcript is spliced from 2 exons. The record is from RefSeq and is a predicted model, not a curated record. Gene Ontology annotation, molecular function: oxidoreductase activity, acting on paired donors, with incorporation or reduction of molecular oxygen; iron ion binding; heme binding. The coding region runs from base 38 to 1576 and encodes 512 amino acids. NCBI's taxonomy places the organism in Eukaryota, Viridiplantae, Streptophyta, Magnoliopsida, Poales, Poaceae.